CUUCCACCCCUUCGUCCAAAAGAGAUUCUGCUGCUUUUCGUUCUAUGCUCUCCGCUUCGAGUGGAGCCUCGGGCGAGGUGGUGGGAAGACGAGGUCCACUCUCCCUGUUCGGGUCUACAAGACCCUAAUCUUCUUGCCCUGACUCUGGAUGCUGCUCUACAUCACUGCGCCGCCUCCUAACUCCCUCCCAGUUAACGUCUUCCUCAAUAAGAGCAGCGUCGUCGGUGUAGAUGGCCAAGCAUGAUUGAUAUCGGUCUCCCACAUGCAGAUUUCUCUGUAGAUGACUCCGAUAGACAUGACAAUGACGACGGUGCCGGAGAUGGCACCAAUUAGUUUCUCCGACCACACUCUACUCUCCCUCCUCGAGCUUCAGCAACAAAAACUCAAACGCGGAAGGUCACGACGAGGAGAAGAAUGCCGACGGCGGUGAAGGUGUCGGCUCUUUGACCUCUCAGCAAUGGCCGCAGAGUUAUCAAUUCAGGUUUCACUUCGUACGAUCGAUCUUUUUGCUUUCCUGGACUUUUGCUUUCCUUUCUUUUUUUCCUUCCAUAUCUCCGUCGUUGGAGUUUUCAAUGCUCCGGUGGCUAUUUGAUGGCCUCGCCUGUCGUGUUUGGAUCACAGUUUUGGGCUCAGUAGGCCGCCUGUGGUAGUGUGGUUCAGUGCUGGGCGGACAGAGAUAUACAUAACGAGAGACGACCAGUCGAGGGAAAGUCAACAACAAUAAGAUGAUUCUUUUUACGGUAGCAGCAACCUGGGGUUCUACAACUCAACAUCAACUCUCAAGCCUCAUUCUCCUGAAGAAGUUGUUGACUGGAACAACUGGCCUACACUCUCAAGACCGAAAACUGAUUUACAAAGACAAAAGAAAGGUAUUCCAACGCGUUCAUGGAUAUAAAAGGGUUAGAGACAUGUCCAAAAUGGUUCUGCUUGAAGCCCAUAUUGGCCAGGAGAAGUGCUUCCUUGAGAUGAGAAAGAAUGGCAAGAUUGAGAAAUCUUUGUGGUCCAUUUCCGAGAUCAGCUAUGAAGUCUACUGCCUCGCCAUUUUCUCUUUGAUAUUCAUCCGUUGGUUGUAGGUAAUUCGAUUUGCCAGUUCUCAUCCGAAUGUCCAACCUGGUUGCUUUCUUAUAGAUUUGGACUCUCGAAUCAGUAAAUAGUGUAGGUGGGAAUGUAGGAGGAAAUGAAGUUUUCAGCUUUAACAAGCUGUUGAUGAAUGAGCUGCUGAAAUUGGAGAGGAUUAUAGGUGAUGGAGAUGCCAAAUUAUAGGGGGAAUUGCAGGGCUAGAAGUGCUUAGAUUAGUUUCAGGGCACCAAGAACAAAACUUGAAAUGUGUUAAUCUUCUUUUCUUCACAGAUGGGUUGAAAGGUGCUUACUUCUCUAUUGAUUUUCUUGAUAUGCUCAAUGAUUUAUUUACCAUUCACAUAAUAUGAGACUUUGUGUGCUUGCUGUAUCUGUUGUUUAUUUCAUUUAAACAAAAUUACCAUCAUUGUUGCUCAGUACAGGGUCCUGGAGGAGUUGCAGGAUCUUUCUGCAGUUCAGAGUUUCAGAACCUCUUCCCAAUUGAUUGGAGUUCUCUCAUUGCUGGGCCAUCUAGCUUACAUAUAACUUAAUUAUACAUUUACCAUCUUCAGAAUGUAAUUGAUUUACUACUUAACCAUUCGGGAACUGCAGUUCAUCACUAAAUGUAAGUUUGUGAACCCUUUACAUGAAUUUGUUGCUCAAAUUAUGUGUUUUUUUAAUCCAUGUUUAAAUACUCAAUUAAAUGGAUGCGUGUUUGGAUGUCAACCAUUUUCGUGAAUCCAUGUUGUUCCUUUCCCCAUUGUUUACUCUAUAUCAGUUUGUCAUUGUUUCGUAGUCUAACUUUUUCAAGAUUUUAUACAAGCUCUAAUUAUUAGUUCCCAUCAGGCAAGAAAUACACCAUCACCAAUCAGGCAUUGAUUGAAUCCUACCUGAAAGAUGGUUAGGUAUAAGAUUCUCACUUUUCAGAAUCCAUAUUAAGUUUACUUUAUAUGAUUUGCUGUGAGAAGUCAUGAUCUGAUAGGUAAUCAAUUUCUAUUCCUUUUUGGCUUGCUAAUUAUAUGUAGAAAUUUCCAGGAUAAUGCGCUUCAAAAACUCUUCUCAUAGCAUGAUAUGUUUGUUCAGUUCAUGAGUAUGGAUAAAGAGCUUCUCCAUCAGUAAGGGACAUUAAGGACCUGCUAUUGUUUCUCGUCAUCAAUGGUCAUCGAGAUUGUGUAACUGACAGACAAGCUGCUGAACAUGUCGAUCAGUAAGCUGAAUCCUCUUUCCUGUCACAUGCACAGUCGCAUAUGCUUUUCAAUUGGUUGGAUUUAAAUAUUGAUUUUAAAAGUGUUUGCCCCUGGUUUGCCGUUACCAUUUCAAUUUGACAUUUCUGUCUGAUCUUCUUAAGUUCCUCUACAUUCAGCCUUCUUCCGGUAAUGCUCUUUCUCUACAAUUGAUGGAUACCUUUGCCUCAUAAUUGUAGUUAACCGGAUCUAGAAAAUUAUGUGUAUAGUUGAUGUUUAAUUGAUAUGGUUAACUCCAGUAAAUUGUGUUAUUUUUU
Molecule: messenger RNA, 2557 nt
Organism: Linum trigynum
Lineage: Eukaryota; Viridiplantae; Streptophyta; Magnoliopsida; Malpighiales; Linaceae
Source: the annotation of a GenBank genome assembly